Molecule: messenger RNA, 4280 nt
Organism: Oncorhynchus gorbuscha (pink salmon)
Lineage: Eukaryota; Metazoa; Chordata; Actinopteri; Salmoniformes; Salmonidae
Product: zinc finger protein 208-like
Exons: 18
Coding region: 138-3842 (1234 amino acids)
Biological process (GO): regulation of transcription by RNA polymerase II
Molecular function (GO): DNA-binding transcription factor activity; RNA polymerase II cis-regulatory region sequence-specific DNA binding
Source: RefSeq, a predicted model, not a curated record
CGACCCCUGUCCUGGUUGACAUGACAACUUUCCCGACCCCGGUCCUGGUUGACAUGACAACUUUCCCGACCUGCUGAUGACCCGUGUGUCAUCCCUGUGAUAUUCCUGCCCGGUGGGACCAUCUUAAACAACACAUCAUGGAUGAGGAGUCUGUGGACCAAGUGCCCAACCUGUCUCCUCUUCCUGACUGUAACCAUGGUGACCAGAGCUCACUGUUGAGCCAGCGGGAGAUGGUGUUGGAAAACCACGAUUAUCUCCAUCACCGUGAAACACUGGCCUCAAAGGUUUCAGAGGAAGAGAGAGGAGUGUGGUGCGAGUCUGAUGUCCCUGUAGUACAACAGAACAACCUCGACAACACAACAUCAUCCACUAAGAAGUCUUUCCCUUGCUCUGUGUGUGGACGACUCUUCACUACAAAACAGUCCCGGGACCGACACAUGAAGAGCCACACGGGAGAGAAGCCGUUCCACUGCACCGUGUGUGGGAAGAGCUUCUCUCAGCAGUCCUCCUUUAGGAUACACCAGAAGAGCCACACGGGGGAGAAGCCCUACCGCUGCCUUGCACCUGACUGUGGGAAGAGCUUCUACCAAUCAGGAGCCUUGUUGAGACACGGAAGGGGUCACGCUGAGGGGUCGACUAGACUAAGUGCUGCUGGAGAUGUGCUGCCACACCAACAGGAGCUGCUUGUCCAACAGGACGAUACUAGUAACAAGAAUUCUAAACUUCAGGCUGUAGUGGAUGUGCUGCCAGAGCAAGAGGAUGUCCGUCUGGCUCAAGGAGACAGUCCUGCCCCUCCUCCCAGCUCCGUCCCCUCUACACCGGGAGGACUACCUGUCCAACACCAGCAGAACCACAACACACAUGUACACAUCAAGGAGAGACCACACCCCUGCCCCGACUGUGGUAAAAGGUUCCUCUCCCUGGGAGACCUGAAGAGACACCAGCAGAGCUUCUCCGAGGAGAGACCGUACAGCUGCUCUGAGUGCAGGAAGAGUUUCACCCAGCCGGGGUUCCUAAGGGCACACCAGAGGACACACACCGGGGUAAAAGGUUACCGCUGCCCCUACUGUCACAAGGACUUCUUCACUGCCUCCAGUCUGAGGAGACACAGGAAGCAGGCGCAUGCGGAAGAGACCGUUACGCUGCCCCCUAGUGGUGGACUCCAGCUGUCACAUGCUGGAGAGAGCCUGGGUCAAGCUGAAGCUGGUGUACCAGGACUGAAGGUCAUAGUGAAGGAGGAGGAGGAUCCUGCUUUUGUUCAUCCAGAGGACCUGGAUGAAGGAGGAUCGAUAUUCCUCAUCAACCUGGAUGAAGCCUCUGUAGUGACCACCAGGAGAUAUAUAUUCCUCAUGAACCUGGAUAAAGCCUCUGUACUGACCACCAGGAGAUAUAUAUUCCUCAUCAACCUGGAUGAAGCCUCUGUAGUGACGAGAUCGAUAUUCCUCAUCAACCUGGAUAAAGCCUUUAGCUUCGCCCAGAAGGGGAGCCUGACGCUCCACCAGAUCGUCCACACCGGAGAGAAACCUUACUCCUGCCCCGACUGUGGGAACACCUUCUCCCAGAUGAUCAGCACACCUGCAGAGAGACUUCACCGCUGCUCUGUGUGUGGGAAGAGCUUCUUCACACCCUCAGGACUCAGGGAUCACCAGAGGUCUCACACAGGAGAGAAACCAUUCCCUUGCUCUGUGUGUGGGAAGAGCUUCUCACGGCCUGGUCCCCUGAGAGAACACCAGCAGACUCACACGGGAGAUGGUGGACAGGUGGAGCGAGACCGCGGCAAGGACCCUGGUGACCGAUCGAGACCCAAACCCAAAGAGUCCCUGGGUGAAACUCUGGGACUGAAAAUUAUAGUUGAAGAACUGGAGAAAGAAGAGGAGGCGAGAGAAGAAGAUGAGGAAGUUGGUGGUUUGAUCAAUUCCGACGGAGAGGAAGUUGGUCACGUUUCUCUUUCUAGAAAAAGCCCUGUCCCGGUCUUUGUUAGCGGUGAGAUUCCCUCUACAUCAACAGAACCAGAACAACACCAAAACAUCCAGGAGAAACGAUACAGAACCAAGAAGCCUCACCUCUGCUCGGUGUGUGGAAAGGAGUUCCCUAAACCAUCGAAGCUAGUUGCACAUCUCCGCACACACAGUGGAGAGAAACCCUUCCGCUGCUCCGUGUGCGGAAGAGGUUUCUCCACAGGGGGUAUCACCCUACAGAGACACCUUCUGACGCACACAGGGGAGAAACCCUACCACUGUUCUGUCUGCGGGAAGAGGUUCAUCCAGCGAGGGAAUCUGUUAAAACACCAGAAGGUACACACUGGAGAGAAACCUUACUCCUGCUCCGUGUGUGGACGGAGUUUCCCUCGAUUUGAGCGUCUGAAGGACCACCAGCGGACACAUACAGGAGAGAAACCUCAAUCUUGCGAUGUCUGUGGGAUGAGGUUCUCCUACGCAUCCUCCCUCAAGGUCCAUCGCAGGAUGCACACCGGGGAGAGACCUUACCAGUGCUCUGUCUGUGGGGAGAGCUUCAACUCAACAGCAAACCUGAGGAAACACAGACAGUCCCACACUGGAGAUAAAGGGUCUGCUAACAUGAAGAGGGGUCGGCUCCUGAGGUCGUCCUACACUGGAGAGGGGUCUGCUGCUAUUACGGGAGGAUUUCAGACUGCUGGAGGUGAUGCUCUGGGAAGCGUGGUCAAAGAUAAAAGCUCUCUGGAUCCUGACCCAGGCCACGGUGAAGGCUGCAGUCAAACAUCUACCAUAUAUAUCGAGAGUAAAGAAGAAGAGGAGGAGGAGGAGGAAGUUGGUGGUUUGAUAAAUUCUGAAGGAGAAGAAGUUCAUUGGGAUUACCUCAGUCCUGGAUCUUCAGCAUUGCAGGGCCCGAAGUCAGUUUCUGAAAGGUUUGAGAACCAAGUUGAAGACGAGGAUGAUGUGGAAGAAGAGGAAAUUGGUGGUCUGAUCAAUUCAGACGGAGAAGAAAUUGGUUGGGAUCGUCAUCGUAUCAGACAGCGUGUCAGCCGUCCUUCUGACAGCGAGGAGAGUCCCUCCGCAUCAGGAGAACCUGAACAACACCAGGAGGAUCCCAACAACACCAAGUCUCACCACUGCUUUAGAUGUGGGAAAGACUUUGCCAACAUCUCUAACCUACGGCGACACCAGAAGAGACACUCAGGAGAGAGUUCCGAACACAGAUCUGACAGCGAAGCCAGGAAGUCCCACUGCUGCCCAGAAUGUGGAAGAGACUGUAAGAAGCUAUCAGCUCUACAAAAACACAUGAAGAUCCACACAGGAGAGAAGCCGUACCCUUGCUCCGUGUGUGGGAAACAGUUCCGUGAAAGAACAGCCCUCCGCGACCACCAGAAAGUGCACACGAGAGAAAAACCUUACCCUUGCCCCGACUGUGGGAAGAGGUUCGCUCACUCAGGAGCUAUGAAGAGACACCUGCUGACGCACACCGGAGAAAAACCUUACUCCUGCUCUGUGUGUGGGAGGAGCUACACCCAGAUAGGGCGACUGAGAGAACACGAGCGAACACACAGCGAUGAGAAACACGACUGUUCCAUCUGUUGGAGGAGCUUCGCCAGAGCUAAGGCCCUCGUCGCUCACUUCAGGACCCACACUGGAGAGAGACCCUACAGCUGUGAGGAGUGCGGGAAGAGCUACGUACGAACCCAGAACCUCCGAGCCCAUCAGAGGAAAAGUCACAGCAGCUCACUACCAAACCCAGGGACUGGGACAGGGGAAAACCUGGCUGCAGGGGUGAAGAGUGAAGAGGAUUCUAUUAGCAUCAGUGACGAAGAAGAGAAGGAGUUGAUGCUAGCAGGGUGGAGGAGAAUGAGGACUAGCCAACCAUAUUAGGAUAGAUUCCUCUUUGUGCUGACCAUCUCUAGACACCGAAUUAAUAGAAUGGACCAGAGCGAGGACUAGCCAACCACAUAGAAUUUUCUACAUCCAAAAUGGUACCCUAUUCCCUAAAUACCAGGUCCUGGUCAAAACUAGUGCACUAUAUAUAGGGAAUCGGGUGUCAUUUGGGAUGCAGAUAGAGUCUGUGGUGAUGAUCUGUAGACAAAGAACCAAUAGAAUGGACUGUAGUUCUAAAUUCCACCAGCGGAGGGCGAGCAGUGUCGGACGAAAAUUAUUAGUGUUGAGAAAUUCAGUUUUACCUAAAGCAUACACUACAUGACUAAAAGUAUGUGGACACCUGCUCAUCUAACAUCUCAUUCCAAAAUCAUUGGCAUUAAUAUGGAGUCGGUCCCGACUUUGCUGCUAUAACAGCCUCCACCUCUUCUGGGAAGG